Harmonia axyridis is the source of this 1015-nucleotide messenger RNA. Its product is annotated as mitochondrial import inner membrane translocase subunit Tim17-B. The transcript has 4 exons. Bases 349 to 837 code for a protein of 162 amino acids. The record is from RefSeq and is a predicted model, not a curated record. NCBI's taxonomy places the organism in Eukaryota, Metazoa, Arthropoda, Insecta, Coleoptera, Coccinellidae. Gene Ontology annotation, cellular component: mitochondrial inner membrane; TIM23 mitochondrial import inner membrane translocase complex. Gene Ontology annotation, molecular function: transmembrane protein transporter activity. Gene Ontology annotation, biological process: protein import into mitochondrial matrix.
CUUUAACCUAAAAUUCCAAAAAGACGUUUAAUGUUAAUUUAUAUUUAUACAAAACUCAAUUGAAUUUUAUAUUUUGUAUCAAUCAUUUUAUUUUGAAGUUUAUUAGUCAUUAUUUUGGUAACUAAUUAUAUGAAAUUAAGAAAAAAAAUUAUAUCUGGUUAACCUCUGAAAUGACAUUCCUUCACGGUUCUUUUCCUUCUUCUGUGAAAUGUGAUAUGGUUGUUUAUCGUUGUUAAAUAAAAAAAAAUUGUAAUACUACAUAACAACUAAAAAUCUCGAAAGGUUAAGAUAAGGAAACCUUGAACACCAUAUAGUUUUAUUAAAGAAUUUCACUUAAAUCAACAAAUAAUGGAAGAAUACACGAGGGAACCAUGUCCUUGGAGGAUAGUUGAUGAUUGUGGAGGUGCAUUCUCGAUGGGUUUAAUUGGGGGUGGCGUUUUCCAAAGUAUAAAAGGGUUCAGAAAUGCACCAUCAGGAUUUAACAGAAGACUUAUUGGCAGUCUAACAUCAAUAAAACAAAGGUCCCCAAUAAUAGCAGGAAAUUUUGCUGUUUGGGGUGGUAUGUUUUCGACUAUAGAUUGUGCGUUGAUCACUCUAAGAAAAAAAGAGGACCCAUGGAAUUCAAUUAUCAGUGGGGCUGCUACUGGAGGAAUAUUAGCAGCUAGAAGUGGACUGCCAGCAAUGGCUGGAAGUGCAUUCAUUGGCGGUGUUCUCUUAGCUCUUAUUGAAGGUGUAGGCAUAUUAUUCACAAGAUUAUCAGCAGAACAGUUUCAACCUCAAGCUCCUAUACUAGAAGAUCCCUCAGUGUUGGGAUCUAGUGAUCAUGAAAGGAUGUAGCACAAUUUUUGAAUAAAGUCACGAUAAUUAUAAUAAUUAUAGAUGUAUUUUAAUCUUUCAAUAGAUGAAUGUACUGUUAGGUUGUUGUCAUUGUAUUUAUCGCUUACAAUUUGAUAAUGACGGGCAUUGUUACUGUGAUCACUAGUUUUUUUAUUAGAUCAAUGAAUCUUUGUUGGAA